AUGCCGGAAGAAAAUAGUUUAAUUUCGCUCGGGAUUGCCUUGUUAUGUGUGACGAUUGGCCUUGUGCCGCUGUGGGCGCUCCUCAAGUCCCCCCUUCGCCAACAGCCCAAAGGAUGCAGACGAAUCGGCCUUUCCAACAAUUCCAGCAAUCUCGCCGAUGAAUUUGACCAGAAAUACGCCCAAGGUACCUCCCCUGAUCAAAUCACGGUCGACUCGAACGGGGGCCAUCUCCCACCCUGGCGCGUCAAAGCCCUCUUCACCUAUCCGAUCAAAUCCUGCCGCGGCAUCGAGCUUCAAACCGCCCACGUCGUGAGCACCGGACUCCAAUUUGAUCGGCAAUUCGCCUUUGCAGAAAGGACGUCUGCAGGAUGGACCUGUCGCACCCUUCGAAAUGCCGGAUUCCAACGUCUAGCGCUGAUCCACACAGAGAUCUGGAUUCCAGAUCCGUCAUCGCGGGAGUAUGACGAGCGUCGACCAGAGGUGCAAUCCGGCGGCGUGAUGCAGGUCUCGUAUCCACGUCCGAUUCCAUCAGGACUGCACGGCCUGGUGAUCCAAAUGGGAAUCACCACUCGCCUUCUCACGGCCAGACUCUCCUUCCGGCUCCCUUUACACCCUGCAUCACCCACCGAGUAUCCCACAAUCCCGGUCAAAAUCUGGAAAGACACGCCGCUCGCCUACGACUAUGGCACGCACCUCCCACCCUCUCUCCAUGUCUAUCUCGGCUUUGACCCGAACAAUUCCCCUCUAAGCUUAUUUCGCCUUCAUCCAUCUCACCGUCGGGAAAUCUUCCGCAAUGCGCCCCGGAAAGAACACCUCGGGUUUCAACCCCACACAGCCUUUGCUGACGCCUAUCCAAUCCACCUGCUCAACAUCACCAGCCACCACGACGUGGCGGGCCGAUGUGCGGAAUCUAUCCCCCAUCUGAGCAUGCGGCGGUUCCGCGCCAACAUCAUCAUCCAGGGUCCAGGGCCGUUUGCCGAGGAUCAUUGGAAGAAAGUUUUGAUCGGGAAGACGGAAGUGUAUGCCGCGUGUCGGACUGUUCGAUGUCUCUUGCCGAAUGUGGAUCCGGAUACCGGGGAGAGACAUAGGGCGGAGCCGGAUCGGACGUUGAAGGCGUAUCGACGCAUUGAUGAGGGGGAUUUGACAAAUGCGUGUCUGGGGCUGCAGCUGGUUCCGGCCGUGCAGGAGUUUUGUCUCGAGGUCGGUGAUGAGGUCAAGGUUUUGGAGACGGGGUCGCAUCGAUAUAUUAAGAUGUUGGCUCCGGGGGAAAAGGUUGAGGGAGUGUAG
Messenger RNA from Penicillium oxalicum, 1287 nucleotides. Its product is annotated as MOSC domain protein. The transcript has a single exon. NCBI's taxonomy places the organism in Eukaryota, Fungi, Ascomycota, Eurotiomycetes, Eurotiales, Aspergillaceae. The record is from RefSeq and is a predicted model, not a curated record. The coding region runs from base 1 to 1287 and encodes 428 amino acids. Gene Ontology annotation, molecular function: pyridoxal phosphate binding; catalytic activity; molybdenum ion binding.